Molecule: messenger RNA, 2316 nt
Organism: Thermochaetoides thermophila DSM 1495
Lineage: Eukaryota; Fungi; Ascomycota; Sordariomycetes; Sordariales; Chaetomiaceae
Exons: 7
Coding region: 1-2316 (771 amino acids)
Biological process (GO): protein sumoylation
Molecular function (GO): zinc ion binding; SUMO ligase activity
Source: RefSeq, a predicted model, not a curated record
AUGUACCGCCGCCCCACGUUGCAAGGCAGCUGCCAGCAUGGAUUGGAUUGGCGCACUCGUUUUCUGCCAGAGAACGCCGCCUUUUUGUUCGGCAGCAGCAGCGCCGACCUCAUUGAAGAACAGCAUUGUGCUCGCGCCAUAGCCCAGGGAGAAGGCCAGCACCGUCAACGUCCUGUUGCUGGCUCCUCGGCGUAUCAGUCCCCCUCACCUUUACAUCAGAAGUAUAUCCGCCUGAGAGGGCACGUGACUGCAAUCGCUGGAAUCACGCUGACCAAAGGCGCCACGAAGCAGUCAUUUGCUUACGUCGCGACACCAUUACCCAAGGGUCAGCUCAUCCUCAGACGACCCAAGCAGCAACAUUCGGCACCGCUUGCCCGCAGGAUCGGGACUCCAGCGACUCCUCUCAUCAGGAAGCUGAUACCCGUCACCCAUCGUCACUUGUCAUCAUCUGUGACCCUUGAUUCGUCAAGCAUCCGGCAGUCUCUGCUUCACGCUCCUUCUUCGACGAAACAUCUUCAGCGGGGCCCCCCCAGCGCAGGCUCCGACAAAAAGUGGGCGACCAGAAUGAGCGACCGCUCUGCUGAGGUGCAGAGCCUCAUCCGGACCAUCCAGAUCCCGGCCAUCUCAAAGACUGCGCUCCAGGCCAUCUGUACUAUGAAUGGUCUGCCCAAGACCGGCAACAAGAGUGACCUCCAGCGCCGCAUCAUUGCCCAUAUCAACUCGUGCAGCGCCGAAAACGACUGGCAGCGCCUGAAGGAAGUCAGGGAGAGCAUCAUCCAAAGGGCGCCCAUUCAUACCCACCACCUGGUUUCCUCGGCCCAGUCGCAGCCGCAAUCUACAAGCCAAACCAGGUCCCAGUCGCACGCUCAGAUGCAAUCUUCUAGUUCGGCCCAACCGUCAGCGCACCAAGCGCAUCCAACUCAUCAACCUCAGUCCUACCCCCAACCUCAGUCACAUACUACGUCACUCUCGCCAGCGCAUACUCUAAGUCUCCCCUCACAACCUCAACCGUCAGCGACUUACUACCCACCACCUACUUCGAGGCAGUCCCAUUAUGCCUUGCCUGGUUAUCCCCCUGCGCCCUACGCUCCAACGACACCAACCUCCCUUCCAAGACCAGCUAACCCUCAAACUGUCCCUUACCACACCAUGGGCACCGCAGCUAGUCGCUCGCGGCCAGCUGGUGGCUAUAUAGCACCAACUAUCACCUACAAACCUAGCCCUUUCUAUGAACCGCUGUACCAGGUUGGAGAGGUCAGGACUCUAGAGAUCAUGACUUCUCAUAAGAAUACGAAGGUGAUCCCAAUUAAGGUGCAAGAUCACCCGGCGCUUCAGUUGUGUGUCAACGACCACUCCAUGAGGCUGAUGGUCUUUUGCGCUGGGGGCAACACUGGUGUCCAAGAUGUCGCAUUUCCCUACCAGUGUGAGCUCAAAGUCAAUGGUGGUGAAAUCAAAGCAAACCUCCGCGGCCUGAAGAAUAAGCCCGGGUCUACUAGACCUGUGGACAUCACGGAUGCGCUGCGGCUGAAGCCCCACUACCAAAACAACAUCGAAAUUACUUACGCCUUGACGCAAAAGAAGUUCUACGUCAACUUGAUCGUCUGUAAGACGAUGUCGAUUGAGACCCUGGUCGAUAAGAUUCGGAACAAAAUCCGAAAAGACUCGGUCGUCGCAGAGAUCACAAAAAAGGCCAGCGAUCCCGAUGUGGUGGCUAUGGCUCAGAACUUGAGCUUAAAGUGCCCUCUUUCUUACAUGAGACUCAAAAAGCCGGUCCGCGGCAUCGGCUGCAGCCACAUCCAAUGCUUCGACGCUACAUCCUAUCUCCAACUACAGGAGCAGGGCCCGCAAUGGCUCUGCCCUGUCUGCAACAAGCCGGCGCCAUACGAGCAGCUGGCUGUCGACGAAUACGUCCAAGAAAUCCUCCUCAAAACCCCCGAAUCCGCCGAGCAAGUGACUAUCGAGCCAGACGGCCAAUGGCACCAGCCCGACGCCCCGCGCGCCGCCUCCACCCCGCGCCGUCCACAACCGACAGCCAGCUACUCCGUCGACGAUGAUGAUGUCGUCGAAAUCAGUAAAGUCGUCAGCGGCCCCAGCCGCAGCACAGCAACCCCCUCUGCCGCCCCGCUCUCCUCAUCCGCCACUCCGCUCAUGGCCACGCCGCCGAGCGUCGCUUCCGCGGCCACACCGGCUCCGCGGUCAUCCAACAAACGGCCGCCGCCAGAAGUUAUUGAUCUGACGCUGUCGGAUGACGACGAGCCGCCGCGCCCGGUGAAGAGGGCAAAUUAUGGGACUGGGUGCUCGGGCGGCGCGUACUAG